AUGAAUAGUAUCGAUUUGUCGUCAACAAAUACGUCAACUCGACGUAUUUAUCAGCGUCGAAAUCGAAAAAAGAAUCGAACACGUACCGUAUCUCCGCUAUAUCAUAUACCUCUAACAACAACAAUUGUAACAACAAACAGUACAUUAUUGCUAAAUUCAUCAUCAGUUCCUAUUAAUGAUUUAUUUACUCCAUUAUCUUAUCUUCUACAAUAUAAAUACAUUUUUCUAAUUGGUUUAUUUCUUUUAAUAGCCUUAUGUGUUAUAUCAAUAUUAUUUCUUAUUUUCAUAUUAAAAUGUAUAAAACGAAAAAGUUGGGAAAAACAAGAAGAAAAACGUUUAAAAAAUCUUCCUGAUUUUAUUGUGGAUCAACAUAAAAAUAAAGAUGAAAGCAUUGCUUUGCUGUCACUAAAUGGUGGAAUAAAUCCUUUAACAAAUAAUAAUUCUAUAACUGCAAAUGGAAUACCUGUAAGUGAUAACAUUAGCAGUACAUUUUCACUUGGUUCAAUGCUAGAACAAAAAAUUAAUAAAAAUAAUUCACCUAAUGCACUACCAUUAUCACCAAUGGCUGAUGAUACAUCAAUUGAUACAUUACGUGGUUCAUUAGUUUCAUCACCAUCACAACAAAUAUCAAUUAAUCAACGUUCACCAACUCCAACAUAUAUAACAACAACAGAUUCAGUUAUGAAUCCUGAUGAACGAGCUGUUGAAGCAGAAAAAGAUGAUGAUUUACAUGAUUUAGAUUUAAAACCUAUAACACCACGUUAUAUAAAAUCAACAAAUAACAGUGGUAGUAAUAUAUUACCACAUCGUUCAUCGGUUUCAUCAGUAGAACAAAGUAUUCGACGGCAAGAACGACGUGCUGAAGAAGAAGAACGUGGUCUUUUACAUGGUUCUAAUUCAAAUUUAUAUGAAAAAGAAAUAAGACGACGUGCUGAAGAAGAAAAUUUUGCUAGAAAAGAACAUGCAAAUUCUCAAGUAUCACUUACUUCAAGGACUAGUGAAGAUAGUUGCUAUUAA
Messenger RNA from Rotaria sp. Silwood1, 1017 nucleotides. Lineage: Eukaryota; Metazoa; Rotifera; Eurotatoria; Philodinida; Philodinidae. The record is from the annotation of a GenBank genome assembly.